Messenger RNA from Purpureocillium lilacinum, 318 nucleotides. RefSeq names its product cytochrome c oxidase assembly protein cox19. The record is from RefSeq and is a predicted model, not a curated record. Lineage: Eukaryota; Fungi; Ascomycota; Sordariomycetes; Hypocreales; Ophiocordycipitaceae. Gene Ontology annotation, cellular component: mitochondrial intermembrane space. Gene Ontology annotation, biological process: mitochondrial respiratory chain complex IV assembly.
AUGAGCACCUUUGGCAGCCCAGGAAAGCUGCCGUCGACGAGGCCGACGCCGCCGCAACGUGGAAGCUUCCCGCUGGACCACGAUGGCGAGUGCAAGCAUGUCAUGACCGAGUACCUGGCGUGCAUGAAAAAGGUGCGCGGGCUCAACGACAACGAGUGCAGAGACCUGGCCAAGGCCUAUCUCUCAUGCAGGAUGGACCGGAACCUCAUGGCCAGGGACGAGCUCAAGAACCUGGGUUUUGCGGAGCAGCAAAAGGCCCCGCCGGCCGACAAGCCCGCAGAGGCCGAAAAGGGCGUCAAAGGCGAGUUGAGGUGGUGA